Trematosphaeria pertusa is the source of this 1113-nucleotide messenger RNA. RefSeq names its product glycoside hydrolase family 16 protein. The transcript has 3 exons. Gene Ontology annotation, biological process: carbohydrate metabolic process. The coding region runs from base 1 to 1113 and encodes 370 amino acids. The record is from RefSeq and is a predicted model, not a curated record. NCBI's taxonomy places the organism in Eukaryota, Fungi, Ascomycota, Dothideomycetes, Pleosporales, Trematosphaeriaceae. Gene Ontology annotation, molecular function: hydrolase activity, hydrolyzing O-glycosyl compounds.
AUGUUGCGCGAUGCCAUGGGCGCUAUGCCCUGGCUCAUAUUGGCCAUGUCUCGCUUGACAAAUGCUGCAUGCGAGUGCGGCUACUCAGUCAACAAAACCACCGACGCCACCUUUGCCGUAUACACAGAUUUAAUGGAGAACGACUUCCUGCACAGCGCCGGCGACAAUGUCACAGAAUUUGGAUGGCGGCCGCAGGAAUACAACGUCUCGGCCGAGGAUGCGCGAGGACCGUACGGCAAGGAGUUCUUCGUCUCCAACGUGGAAUUGAACCCGCUCAAGGAUGCGCAAGCGUGGUCGGGCGACUCAGAGAAGGGCGGCGAUGCAGGACUUCAGUUGUGGGUGCGGGGCGACCACUCCCAUGGCUACGUGAGCGGCGCCGAGAUGACGACGGUACGCGACGACGCACUCUACGGGAGCUUUCGCGUGGGCAUGAAGUUGUCCGCGCAGAACGGAACUUGCGGAGCUUUCUUCUGGUACUACAACAACUCGCAGGAGAUCGACAUGGAGUUCCUGUCCAAGCAGUUCAACGAAUCGCAGGGCGUAGUCAACCUCGUCCUUCAGACACCGGAUUCCGUGCGAGCUGGUUAUGACGCUGCAAAUACGUCCGGAUACAGGGUCGAGUCCCUGCCUUUCCGCCCCGACGAACAAUUCCACGAGUACCGCUUCGAUUGGUCGCCUGAGAGCGUCAAGUUCUAUGCCGACGGACAGUUCCUGUGGGAAAUGACGGAAGAUAUCCCUUCAGAGGGAGGGCGCAUGUUCAUGAACCACUGGAGCAAUGGCGACCCGCUGUGGUCUGCUGGACCGCCCGGGGCCGAUACCGCCAUGACCGUUUCCUACGUGAAAGCCUACUUCAACUCGACGGAUAACUCACGCAACGACGACUACACGAAGCGAUGCUCUACUUUCGAUGCAAGCAAAGUGUGCCAGAUUCCCGACGUAACUCAGGCUCCAGACGGCGCGAAAGCGCAGACGUAUUUCUUCUCACAAGACGGCGGCGACAAAGCACCGGACCAGACGACAUACCACACCACCAACGGCGCCGCGAGCCUCUUCGCCUCAUCCUCGAUAUACAUCUCGGUGUUCGCCAUGUUCUUUAGCUGCGUGUUUCUAUGA